Meloidogyne enterolobii is the source of this 738-nucleotide messenger RNA. The record is from the annotation of a GenBank genome assembly. NCBI's taxonomy places the organism in Eukaryota, Metazoa, Nematoda, Chromadorea, Rhabditida, Meloidogynidae.
UUUUCGACCACGCUCUACACGAUGGUGUGUAGAGCGUGGUCGUAAACGUAACAAAAUUUUUGGUGAUAAUUCGCGGUGUUCCCUUGUUAUAGUUAUAAAUGAAAAAGCAACAGCAGACUUUUUUUCGUUUUGAAACGGAAACAUUUCAACAAGGAUUGGAAUUUAAUCAAUUACUUCCCCAAGCUGUCUACAAACAUUUGACAGAUUUAAAUGAAGUACAAGUUAUUCCUUUUUAUUUGGGAAUUAAUGGAAGGGAUGGACAAAAUUUUCAUCUUUGGCGUUGUCUUUUUCGAAUAAGAAAUUUGGGGAAGAAAGUGGUUAAACUUCAAGAUAUAAAAUUGGAUACGUCUACUUUAGAUGGUUAUUAUACAAGUUUGGAAGAAAGUUUAACUGAAAAUUUGGCAAAAAAAUUAACUCCAACAAAGUCAGUUACCCAAUUUGCCCUUCAUUUUGAAAUGCCAAUAAGAUGUGUAAAAGGAAAUACUUUAUGUGGUUAUUUUAUAGCUGAAGAUGAUCAAAAAAGAAAAAUUAAAUUAAUUAUUCCCUUAACGCCAUUAGACUCAAAUCAAAUUUAUAGUCAGGAACAAAUGGAGACUGUGAGUUUUUUUUAAAUAAUUUAAAAAAGGGAAGGCAAUUAUGAAAUGUUUUGGGGGUUUUUUAAUAUUUUUGGAGGUUUUUUUUUCUGAUUUUUUAAAUUUAAAAAGUCUUAUGAUGUUUUGAAUUUUUAUAAAAAUAAUU